GCACGCGCCUUGCCUGCACCAUCUUGCCUGCGUCAGCGGCACAGCCCACGCAGCGCAGCCCAGCGAUGGCCGCUCACCACCUGCUCACGCUGCAGAUGCUGCCAGACACUGCGCUCAACUAUGCCCCCUCCUCUGAACCAACAUGCCCGCCACGAAGAAGGGUCCCGUUCUCCGCGUCACGGGCCUCGCAGCCUCGCAGCCUGACGAGGAGCUGAUGGCAUCGCUCAAGGCAGCUAUUGACGACAGCCUCACCAACGACGAGCAAUCAAGGGUAGAUGUCAGAGUGGCUGUCGUGCCCUCCUGCUACAACGAUGAGGAAAAGGUGGCGCUGGUGGAGUGCCGUGGCGGGGUGCCUGCGUUCCUGUCAGAGCUGAUAGCCGAUCCGCUGGAGGAGUCGCAGAUGGAGAUGGGCGACACGGACAUCAACUUCGACCAGCACUUCUUCGGAUUCACCCAGCUGUACACGCCGCAGCCAGGCUCGCUGGUAGUUGCCGAUAUCAUCGCCAUCACUGGUCUCGACGGCCACGCGUACGGCUCGUGGCGCGGCAAAGGUAGCCUCGGGCGUAUGUGGCUGCGCGACUUCCUGUCCAAAGACCUGCCGUGCUGCCGCACGAUGAUCUACGGCUACAACUCGAAGCUGUCGAGCCACGGGGUGGACACGAUCAUGGACUACGGACGGGGCCUGCUGGAGGAGCUCAAGAAGAUCCGGAGCACAGAAGAGGUGAGUAGAGUUGCGGGCUGUUGUUGUCGCACGCUCAGGAAGCUGCGUGCACACGGCUAAUGCCUUGUCAAGGCGGUCCAGACGAUAGAAGACGACCACCCGACAAUAGCGUCCCUUUACAGGGCUACCUACGGC
Molecule: messenger RNA, 856 nt
Organism: Macroventuria anomochaeta
Lineage: Eukaryota; Fungi; Ascomycota; Dothideomycetes; Pleosporales; Didymellaceae
Exons: 5
Coding region: 143-781 (212 amino acids)
Source: RefSeq, a predicted model, not a curated record